Molecule: messenger RNA, 2931 nt
Organism: Plasmodium malariae
Lineage: Eukaryota; Apicomplexa; Aconoidasida; Haemosporida; Plasmodiidae
Product: serine-repeat antigen, putative
Exons: 4
Coding region: 1-2931 (976 amino acids)
Cellular component (GO): lysosome
Molecular function (GO): cysteine-type endopeptidase activity
Source: RefSeq, a predicted model, not a curated record
AUGAUAUUUCGUUCUUGCUUCCUUUUGAUAAUAUGUGUUAUAUAUAGUAAGAAUAUAACAAACUGUGUAGCAGAAACUACAGUAAAUAGUGAUACCGGUGGUCCCAAUGGAAGUGGUAUAGGUGAACAAGGUUUAUCGUCUAGUUCUUCGGAAAAUGUUACUGGUGAAUCUCACAGUCCACCAGGCACAUCAGUAGGAACAUCAUCCGAUAAUGAUCAAUCUUCCUCAUCAUCAGUAACUGCAGGAAAUACUGGAGAUGUAGGUCAAACAUCAGAAGCUAGUAGUAAAGUUCCUGAAGUUCCUUCCAAACCUUCUCCACAUUUGAACACAAAUCCACAGCAACCAAAUAGAGAAGCUCCUCAAGCUGUACAAUCAGAUGGACAAAAUGUUGAACAGGGGAUACAGGUAACUUCUACUUUCUUGAAAAAUUUCGAUGGUAUAAAAGUAACAGGUUCAUGUAAAGCAUAUUUCCGAGUGUUUUUCGUUCCGCAUAUAUGGAUUUAUGUAGAUCCCACAAAAGACAGCAUAGAACUAAAACAACUUUUUGAGCCAGUUAGAACAGUAAAUAUCACACAGUUAAGGAAUAAAUGCAUUAAUAAAAGCAACAGCACAUUCAAAUUUAUUGCUUAUGUUAAGGAUCAAAUUCUGACCCUCAAAUGGCUAGUAAUUGGGGAGGGAGCCGAUGCAGGAAAUAAAGUGGAUGUAAAAAAGUACAAGAUACCGGUAUUAGAUAAGACAUUUAGCUCAGUACAGGUGCAUACAGCCAAUGCUGAAAAGAACUUGAUCGAGAGUAAAAACUACCACAUAAGUAGUGUUAUACCUGAUCAGUGCAGUAUAAUUACGACAAACUGCUUUUUAAGUGGAAGUCUAGAUAUCGAACAUUGUUUCCACUGCACGCUUCUCGCGCAAAAGUAUGAAAGUGAAAACGAAUGUUUCAAAUACGUUUCAAAGGAAGCAAAGGAGCGUAUUGCCAUGGAUAUACCGACUAUUGCACAAGAUGAGGAAUACUCGGUCGAGUACAGACUUAUAGAGUCUAUUGAUAUUAUAUUGAAGAGUAUAUAUAAAACUGAUGAAAAUGGAGGGAAAAAAGAAGAAUUAAUAAAUUUCGAGGAUUUGGAAAAUGAUUUAAAAUCAGAAUUAAAAAAUUAUUGUGCAUUGUUAAAAGAGAUGGAUGAGAGUGGAACAUUAAAAAAUUUUGAACUAGCUAAUGAGGAGGAAACAUUCAAUAAUUUAUCUAGAUUGUUAAAAGUCCAUCCUAAUGAGAAUAUGGCUACACUACGACUCAAGUUUAGGAACCCAGCAAUAUGUGUUAAAAAUGUGGAUGAGUGGAUAGUAAAUAAAAGGGGGUUAACUUUGCAUAAUGAAACAUAUAGUGCGGAAAAAGUAAGCCAUGAUCAGGCUAACGCAGACAGUGGUGCAGCUGACAAGGGUCGUGCUGAAAGUGAUACUACUACCAGAGGUGCAUCUGACAGUGGUAGUGCCGACGAACUGAUGGCGGAAAAUUUUGAAGAGGAGGAAAUUGUAUCAGAUGAUAUAUUUGAAAAGGAUUCCAGUGGCAUUAUAGAUCUGAGUAAGAUGAAAACCGAGAUGAACUUUAAAUCUCCGUAUUAUCAAAAGAGCAAAUAUUGUAAUAAAGAUUACUGUGAUAGAUGGAAAGAUAAAACAAGUUGUAUAUCAAAUAUUGAAGUAGAAGAACAAGGAGAUUGUGGUUUAUGUUGGAUAUUUGCAUCUAAGUUACAUGUAGAGACUAUUAGAUGUAUGAGAGGAUAUGGUCAUUUUAGAAGUUCUGCAUUGUUUGUUGCAAACUGUUCUAGUAGAAAUCCGGAAGAAAUAUGUAUUGUUGGAUCUAACCCAACAGAAUUUCUUCAAAUUGUAAAUGAUAAUAAAUUUUUACCUUUAGAAUCUGAUUUACCAUACUCAUACAAUGAUGCAGGAAAUGCAUGUCCUACAAAAAGAAACAAAUGGACGAAUUUAUGGGGGAAUACAAAAUUGUUAUUACAUAAAAGAGAUUAUUCUUUUUUGAAUACACUAGGCUACAUAGCAUACGAAAGCAUAAAUUUUAAAGAUAAAAUGGAAUUAUUUAUUAACAUAAUUAAACAAGAAAUUCAAAAUAAAGGUUCUGUUAUUGUUUAUGUAAAAACUAAUAAUGUAAUUGAUUAUGAUUUCAAUGGGAAAGUAGUUCAUAGUAUAUGUGGUGACAAUGAAGCAGAUCACGCUGCAAAUAUUAUUGGAUAUGGUAAUUAUAUUAAUAUUAAAGGUGAAAAGAGAUCUUAUUGGCUAGUUAGAAAUAGCUGGGGUUAUUAUUGGGGAGAUGAAGGAAACUUCAAAGUAGAUAUGUAUGGUCAUGAUGAAUGUUUAUAUAAUUUUAUACAUACAGCAGUUGUAUUCAAAAUAGAUUUAGAUAUGGUAGAAGUUCCUAAAAAGAAUAAUAAUAAUAAUAAUAAUUCAGUUUAUAAUUAUUUCCAUAAAUAUGUUCCUGAUUUUUUCUAUAACCUUUUUUAUGUCAAUUAUGAUAAGGAUAAAGAUAAAGAUAAAGGUGAAUCUUUCUUAUAUGACAAUGGUAAUAGGGAAGAAAUACAACAAAAUUAUAGUAAGGAUUCUAUUGUAUCUGGACAAACUGAACCAGAAAGUGCCAAAGUUAUACCCGCUCCCCAACCCACUAAAUCAGCUGAGAAAAUUUUUAAAGUACUACACAUUUUAAAAAAUAUCAAAGAUGGAAAAAUAAAGAGAGGAUUUGUCAAAUAUGAGAAUUUAAAAGAAACUGAAAAUCCAUACAGCUGUUCAAGAAUAUACUCAAAAGACCCAAAUAAGAUGGAUGAGUGUAAGCAGUUUUGUUUUAAAGAGUGGAGCAAAUGUGAAAAGCACUACUCACCCGGUUACUGCUUAACAAAAUUAUAUUCAGGGGAUAAUUGCUUUUUCUGCAAUAUUUAA